Messenger RNA from Pectinophora gossypiella (pink bollworm), 984 nucleotides. RefSeq names its product iron-sulfur cluster co-chaperone protein HscB (gene Hsc20). The record is from RefSeq and is a predicted model, not a curated record. Lineage: Eukaryota; Metazoa; Arthropoda; Insecta; Lepidoptera; Gelechiidae. Gene Ontology annotation, biological process: protein complex oligomerization; [2Fe-2S] cluster assembly. The coding region runs from base 116 to 775 and encodes 219 amino acids. The transcript is spliced from 3 exons. Gene Ontology annotation, molecular function: ATPase activator activity; protein-folding chaperone binding. Gene Ontology annotation, cellular component: mitochondrion.
UUGCGCUUAGUUACCACGACCUUCCUGAAUUUCGUUAUUCUUUUCCAUUAAGAAUCUUUUAACAUAAUUUUGACUAUUUUGCUUCAUUUUAGAUAGUUUUUUUUAUACAAAAAUCAUGAGUUUACGUAAUAUAUUACGUUUAAACACAUUCAAAACCUCGUUUUUACAAGCCCGCUUAGCUUCUUGCUGGUCUUGCGGUCAGGAUAUCAAGAAAUUGGUUGCAAAUCUCUUCUGUUCCAACUGUAAUGUUCUUCAGAAGCCAGAAAAUCAUGAGAACUAUUUUAAAAUCAUGGGAGUCAGUGAAACAUUUGAUUUGGAUGAGGCCGAACUAGCUAAGAAAUAUAAAGAAUUGCAGAAAUAUUUGCACCCUGAUAAGUUUGCUAACAGGAACAAAGAAGAGCUGGAAAUAUCAGAAAUGUAUUCGUCUUUAGUCAAUGAAGCUUACAAAACUCUGUUAGAGCCCUUACAGAGAGGUAUUUACAUGCUUCGUCUUCGUGGUAAGGAGAUACCAGAAAAAACUGAAGUAGAUAAAGCAUUUCUCAUGACGAUUAUGGAGAAGAAUGAAGAAGUGGAGAGUGCUGAAACGGAACAAGAAAUAAUGAAGUUAAAUGAAGAAAACAAAAUGAAAAUUAAGGAAUUGCAGAAAAGAGUCUCUAUGGCUUUUUUUGAUGGAGAUAUGAAGAAUGUUAUAAAAUUGUUAGGUAUUAUGAAAUAUUACACAAGCAUUGAUAGUCAAAUCCAAAGUGUGAUACGUAGUAAAGGGAUUAUUCGAUAAGUAUAUUAAUACUAUAGCCUUGAUUAGUGUUUUAUUUUAUUUUUCUUUGGUAAUUAAUCAAUAAAAAUAAAAUCCUUUUAUUUUAAACAACUUAAAAAAUCUGUUAAGUUAGUACCUAUGCAUAAUGUUUUAUGUUAAGUUUUGUUUGAAAUAUAAAAUUCAAAGAUUUGUUACUAGAUUUAUAGUUAUCUAUAAAAUAAAAAUAAAAU